Messenger RNA from Penicillium brevicompactum, 1158 nucleotides. RefSeq names its product C2H2-type zinc finger protein. NCBI's taxonomy places the organism in Eukaryota, Fungi, Ascomycota, Eurotiomycetes, Eurotiales, Aspergillaceae. Gene Ontology annotation, biological process: regulation of transcription by RNA polymerase II. Gene Ontology annotation, cellular component: nucleus. The transcript is spliced from 2 exons. Gene Ontology annotation, molecular function: DNA-binding transcription factor activity, RNA polymerase II-specific; RNA polymerase II cis-regulatory region sequence-specific DNA binding. The record is from RefSeq and is a predicted model, not a curated record. The coding region runs from base 1 to 1158 and encodes 385 amino acids.
AUGGCUUCACGAGACUCCCCCGGCUCACCGCUGUCCUCUGUCGGCUCCAUCGACGGAUCAGACCAUGAAGAUAGCCGCGCGCACUCGCCCUCGAUGUCAAACAUGCCGCCCUCGAAACGGCGUCGCACCGGUCCACCCUUGAUAAAUAAAGACCGACACACACCACAGUCUUCAGUCUGUGACGAGAAUCAUCCUCCCCCUUCUCCAACAGCCUCAAUCUCCUCCGACAGCUCCGCCGACAUCCCCAACUCUCCAAGCCUCCUUGCUCUCCUGGGCACCAACCAGGAAGACGACUAUAGCGGCCAAAGCACCGACCAAGUCACCAUCUGUCGAUGGGAUGGAUGCGUGGCCGGCGACCUCGGGAACAUGGAUGGACUAGUGUCUCACCUGCACAAUGAGCACAUCGGGAGCAGACAGAAGCGGUACUCGUGCGAGUGGACCGACUGUACCCGCAAAGGCCAAACGCACGCCAGCGCCUAUGCCCUCCGCGCACACAUGAGGAGCCACACUCGUGAAAAGCCUUUCUAUUGCACACUACCAGAAUGUGAUCGCAACUUCACCCGCUCCGACGCCCUGACAAAGCACAUGCGCUCCGUCCAUGAAACAGACACCAUGCGCCCCAACGACGCCAUCGCCAAGACUGGCUCCACAACCGGCACGCCGGCCGCAAAGCUUCAGCGCAUUCGACUAAAGCUCACUCAGCCUCGGGAACCAGGAACCGAAGCAGAGCCCCAUGUUGAAGCACCAGUAGCGCCCCCAGUCCCUACAAUUCCAACCGAGCACGAUUUGGAAGAGAACUCAAUGCCGGAAUUUGGGCCCGAGCUCGAUUUCGAUGAUCACGAGCUCACUUUGCCCCCGCGAGACCUGUACCGUCUGCUACGACGCCAAAUCGCAUGGGCCACGAAGGAAACAGCACAACUGCAAGUCGAGUGGGAGGGCAUUCGGCCGAAGCGGGAGGCAGCGUGGCGCGAGAAAGAGUCUAUCUUUGAUGAUCUGAUUGAAGCUGAAGUUGGACUUUUGAGCGCUAUGGUUGGGUCUGUGCCUCCGGCUAAUUUGACUACGAGCCUUGAGAAAUUGCAAAAGCAGCAACAACAGUUCCACAGCCAACAGGAGCAGCUUGCUCGGGCGACUGAGGUGCCUUAUGCCGAGGGUGCUUAG